CGUGAAAACGUUUAGGUUCAUGCUAAUAAAAAGUACUAAACUUAAUGCUUACAGUAUUACCUUUUUCAGUACAGAGUUUGCUUCUGGGGUGGUACUCUGCUCUGGCACUACAAAUCUUAUCACCUCUCUCACUGUAACAAUGGCUGCCAGCCUUCCAUUCCUUCAUUUUUCAGCCCCAGUUCUCCAAACCAAAGUGCAUAGAAAAAGAUUCAAACCCACAUUUAAUCCGAAAUUAAAUGGGAGUUGUGCGAUAAGCUGCUCGUAUUCAAGCAAUGGGAGAGAGCCUGACAGUGGUGAGAAGGACGGCGUAAAAAGCGUUGAGAGGCUUCUGGAAGAGAAGCGCCGAGCUGAAUUGUCGGAUCGUAUUGCCUCCGGUGAAUUCACCGUCGAAAAAUCCAGCUUUCCCGGACAAUUCAGAAAUGGUUUGUCAAAAUUGGGCGUGCCUGACGAGGUUCUUGGAUUCUUGUUCAAAUGGAUGGUUGGCCCUGAGGAUUAUCCAAGGAUUCCAGAGGCAAAAGGUUCAAUUGGUGCAAUUAGAAGUGAAGCCUUCUUUAUUCCCCUGUACAGGCUUUACCUGACUUAUGGUGGAAUCUUUAGACUAAUAUUUGGUCCCAAGUCCUUGUUGAUAGUUUCAGAUCCUUUAAUUGCCAAACAUAUAUUAAAAGACAAUUCAAAAGCCUAUUCGAAGGGUAUUUUAGCUGAGAUUUUGGAUUUUGUAAUGGGGAAGGGACUUAUACCUGCCGAUGGGGAAAUAUGGCGUGUUAGGCGACGGGCUAUUGUCCCGGCAUUGCAUCAGAAGUUUGUUGGUAAAAUGAUUAGCCUGUUUGGAGAAGCAACAGAUAGGCUGUGCAAAAAGCUUGACGUUGCUGCAUCGGACGGUGAGGAUGUGGAGAUGGAGUCCCUUUUCUCCCGUUUGACAUUGGAUAUCAUUGGAAAAGCUGUAUUCAAUUAUGAUUUUGAUUCUUUAAAAGUUGAUACUGGAAUAGUCGAGGCUGUAUACACUGUCUUACGAGAAGCAGAAGACCGGAGUGUUGCGCCAAUUCCAUUUUGGGAAAUUCCUAUAUGGAAAGAUAUUUCACCAAAGCUAAAAAAGGUUAAUGCAGCUCUGAAACUGAUCAAUGAGACACUCAAUAAUCUGAUUGCAAUAUGCAAGAGGAUGGUAGAUGAAGAAGAGUUGCAGUUUCAUGAGGAAUACAUGAAUGAACAAGAUCCUAGUAUUCUUCAUUUCCUGUUAGCAUCCGGGGACGAUGUCUCGAGCAAACAACUCCGUGAUGAUCUUAUGACAAUGCUUAUAGCUGGGCAUGAAACCUCUGCUGCAGUGCUGACAUGGACAUUUUAUCUUCUUUCCAAGGAACCUAGUGUCAUGGCCAAGCUUCAAAAUGAGGUUGAUUCAGUUCUUGGUGAUCGAUUUCCGACCAUUGAUGACAUGAAGAAGCUCAAAUAUACAACUCGUGUAAUUAAUGAAUCCUUGAGACUCUAUCCACAGCCACCGAUUCUUAUACGACGUUCUCUUGAGGAAGACACUCUUGGGAAGUACCGAAUUAAAAGGGGUGAAGAUAUUUUCAUCUCUGUCUGGAAUCUGCAUCGCUGCCCCAGCCAUUGGGAAGAUGCUGACAAAUUCAAUCCUGAAAGAUGGGCUUUAGAUGGACCAAAUCCAAAUGAGUCGAACCAAAAUUUCAGUUACUUGCCUUUUGGUGGAGGACCAAGAAAAUGUAUUGGAGACAUGUUUGCGACAUUUGAGACUGUGGUAGCAGUGGCAAUGCUUGUUCGAAGAUUUGAUUUUCAAAUGGCCCUCGGAGCACCUCCUGUAGAAAUGACAACAGGAGCAACAAUUCAUACAACAGAAGGUUUGAAGAUGACAGUUGCGCGAAGGAGACGACCUUCAAUCAUCACAACAUUACAGACGACAACUGUGGAAGAAGAUUCAUCAAUAAUCAUUCCAACGACGAAUACAGUUUCUAGUCAGAAAGAUGAAGUCCCGUCAGCUCGUUCCUAGUCGAUCAAUAUGGUGUUGUCCGAUUCUCAGCAACCAAGAAAGCUGUAGCUGAAAGAAACACUAGUUGUAUCCUUCUACUCAACAUAUGUAUACAGUAUACACUUGUAUUAUAACGAUAGAGAUCUUCGUAAUAGAAGAGUAAAAUUAGUUGAAUUUCACAUAUAAAAUGUUUUAAUCUUUUCUUCUGAUCCAUUUAAGCGUGCAUUUCGAUCAUCAUCAUCUUGAUUGUAGUCUGUAGUGGAAGGCAACACUUACAGGCCAUUUAAACAUUUUAUAUUCUUCUUA
Messenger RNA from Olea europaea var. sylvestris, 2281 nucleotides. Its product is annotated as protein LUTEIN DEFICIENT 5, chloroplastic-like. NCBI's taxonomy places the organism in Eukaryota, Viridiplantae, Streptophyta, Magnoliopsida, Lamiales, Oleaceae. The record is from RefSeq and is a predicted model, not a curated record. The transcript has 16 exons. Gene Ontology annotation, molecular function: iron ion binding; heme binding; oxidoreductase activity, acting on paired donors, with incorporation or reduction of molecular oxygen. The coding region runs from base 20 to 1996 and encodes 658 amino acids. Gene Ontology annotation, cellular component: chloroplast. Gene Ontology annotation, biological process: xanthophyll biosynthetic process.